AUGUUGUUUGCAAUUCCAAGCAUCUUGCUUCUGCUUCUUUUCUUGACAGUUAAUUCCAGAGCCCAAGAUAACAACAUCAACUGCCCUUCUUCAUCUUGUGGCAAUCUCAGAAUCAGCUACCCUUUCAGAUUGACAAGUAGCCCCAAAUCUUGUGGGUACGACGACCCCAGCUUCGAGCUCGAAUGCCGCAACAACCAGACGAUUUUCAAGGUGAGAUCGAGAAUGUAUAUGGUCCGAGACAUCAACUAUGAAAUAUACUCUAUAUGGGUGGUUGAUCCGAGCAUAAACAGGGCAAAUCUUUCUUCUUGUCCUGUUUAUUCCAACGCCUACGAUUCUUGGACAUCCAUCUUCUGGAGCAUCCACUUGAAUAGGCCGGUAUCGUUCUUACACUGUGUGGCUCCUGUGAAUUCUCCCAAGUAUGUGGAAGCCCCUUUUUGCGGCAAUACGAGUAGCACUUCUUCCCAGAUAUACAGUUACGUUAUGGAGGGGGAUGGGAUUGCGUUGUCGGAGUCGUGCACGCUUGAUAGGGUGGUUUGGAGCUCGGGGCCUAAGGGUAGGAGCAGCAAUCCGUCUUUGGGAGGCAUCUAUGGUGAUUUGAGCGAUGGGGUGGAGCUCUCGUGGUUUCGCAUUCACUGCGGAGAAUGUUCGAGAAGCAAUGGGGAUUGCGGCUUGGAGGGCAGCCGGAUCACUUGUAAACACCAGUGCAAGGAUGAUCGAACAACUCUCUCCCAACAAGGUUUUAAAUGUCAGUUGGAGUAUUGGGCACCUUACAUUGUAGGAUAUGGAAUGUUUGCAUACGGUGGACUUAUUGGUCUGAGAUUCUUGAUUGGAUUCGUAUUCCUCAUGGUAUUGGUGGUGUCCCAAUGGAGAAAACGGCAUCAUUUACCCCUCUAA
Salvia miltiorrhiza (redroot sage) is the source of this 894-nucleotide messenger RNA. Its product is annotated as RING-H2 finger protein ATL22-like. The coding region runs from base 1 to 894 and encodes 297 amino acids. The transcript has 4 exons. NCBI's taxonomy places the organism in Eukaryota, Viridiplantae, Streptophyta, Magnoliopsida, Lamiales, Lamiaceae. The record is from RefSeq and is a predicted model, not a curated record. Gene Ontology annotation, molecular function: polysaccharide binding.